Molecule: messenger RNA, 1887 nt
Organism: Dendrobium catenatum
Lineage: Eukaryota; Viridiplantae; Streptophyta; Magnoliopsida; Asparagales; Orchidaceae
Product: pentatricopeptide repeat-containing protein At3g49240, mitochondrial
Exons: 1
Coding region: 1-1887 (628 amino acids)
Cellular component (GO): chloroplast
Molecular function (GO): protein binding
Source: RefSeq, a predicted model, not a curated record
AUGGCUUUCUUCAAACUCCUUCCACGAGGUCUGAGACGCCGCCGAUCCUUCAUCCUCUCCCUCGUCAGUCAAUUCUCCUUCUCGUCUCCUGAAGAUGCCGCGGCUGAGCGCCGUCGCCGUCGCCGCCUCCUCGGCAUGCCUCCUCCUUCUUCCCUUGGCGACAUCCCACGUCCUUCGCCUCCCGACCAGCCUCCUGUUCGAAAGGCCCAAACAAGCCCUAGCAUUCCCAAGCUCCCCGAACCCGCUUCUUCACUGUCUGGUCCCCGCCUCCUCCUACACAACAACAUCCUCUCCCUUCUACGCUCUGGCGAUCUCCAAGAAGCCGACCUCCUAGUUCGCCAUUCCGUCUACUCCAGUUGCCGCCCCACUAUUUAUACAGUCAACGCCGUCCUCUCUGCUCUCCUUGGAGAAUCUCUCCACUCCGAGCUCCUCGCCCUACACCGCUUCGUCAAUCAGGCUGGCAUUGCCCCCACAGUUGUCACGCAUAACCUCCUAAUCCAAUCUUACAUCGAUAGCCGCAAGCUUGAUCUUGCAGUCAGUUACUAUCGCUUCUUAUGCCGUGACCUCCCGCUCCUUCCUUCUCCGUCCACCUAUAGAAUAUUAGUUAAAGCCCUUCUAAGUGCAUCUAGAAUGGAAGAAGCUCUGCAGCUGAAAGAUGAGAUGAUCGCCAUGACGGAACCGGACCUCGAGGUUUACAACCUCCUCAUAUCUUGGCUUGUUGAUAAUGGAGAUCCGGAUGGUGCCCUGGCUUUAUAUGAAGAGUUGACAGGGAUGCUGGGGGAGAAUCUGAAGGCUUUUGGCGGAAUUGUUGAUGGGAGUUUGAUGAAGGCGUAUUUUAAGAAGGGGAUGGAGAGGGAAGCAUUGGAGUUGUAUAAUUCUGCGCUAGGAGAGGAUGGUUCCCCGUUUAGGUUCAGUGUACAGAGCUACAACUCUGUUCUUGAUGCUUUCUGUAAAAAUGGUAAGUUUGAGGAAGCAUUGUAUUUGUUUGAAAGGAUGAUGGGCGAGCAUAGCCCUCCAAGAAGGCUUUCUGUGAAUUUGGAGAGUUUUAAUUUGAUGGUGGAUGGUUAUUGUGCGACAGGGAGAUUCAAAGAGGCCAUUGAUGUUCUUAGAAAGAUUGGUGAAAAAAAAAUCAGUGCAGAUACUUUGUCUUAUAAUAAUUUGAUAAGGAAGCUUGGGCAGAAUGGAAUGGUGGUAGAAGCUGAAGAGCUUUAUAGAGAGAUGAGUGAAUAUGGGAUUAAACCAAAUGAACUUACUUUUGUUUUACUCAUGGAAGCAUGCUUUGGAUCGAAUAGAAUAGAAGAUGCAAUUCGGUAUUUUUCUGACAUGGAUGAUGCAGGUGUUCAACCCGAGACAUUGGCAUACAAUACAGUUCUGUGUGGGCAAGUGAAGGUAGGAAAUCUUACUGAGGCUAAAGCUUUCUUUGAUCGGAUGAUGGAGAAGGAGGUGAAGAGAGACCUUGUGACUUAUGAGGUACUGCUAAAGGCAUUUUGUGACUCCAAUAGAUGGGAAGAUGUGUUUGGGGUUGUCAGAGCCCUUCUGAUGGACAGCAAAAUGGUUUUCCAACCACAGAUGAGGGAGCUUGUGGAGGAUGCUGCAAGGAGAGAAAAAAUGGAGGGAGAAUUGGCUAGGUUAUAUGAUGAGGUAGAGAAGGAGAAGGAAGAUGCUCUUGCUCAGGCUGCCGAGGAGAAGGCAAGAGCGGAUGCCCUUUCAAGGGAAGAGAGACUGAGGAAAAGAGCAGAAGCUAAGGCUAAGCAGGCUGCUACUACAAAGAUUACCAAAGAACAUAUUGAAAUGCAUAUCAAAAGGUUCUCAUUAAACAAUGUAGAAGAGAAGCAAGAUGUACCACUCUUUAGUGGGAUUUUUGGGAAUGGAGGCCCUUCAAAAUAG